AUGGACGGGACUGUACAAGGGAAUCAAGAGUUGAGGGUCACCUCUGUAUCCUCUUCACAAUUGGGAAACAAUCAACUCGUUCCUUCACGCGGUGCAAAUGUACCCUUGAACCAACAACAGCUACCGGUGGUACCGUCGAAUAGUUCUGCACCUUUAUACCAAAACCCUUCUCCAUAUGGAGGUUCGCAUAAUGCUCCUUCAAACUCGUUCAAUGCAUACCCACCACCCAAUAGUGCACCACCAUAUGAUAACAAUUUUUCCAACCCAUCAUCCCCUUUUGUAUCGCAGAGCAAUUGGAACCAACAGUACCAUCCGCAUAGCUCUUCAUCUGUGGAUGAUGCACGUGCACACAUACCUCCACCACCUCGCCAGGUUCAUAUCGAUCACCCUCCUCCUGCUCGUCCUCCACAGCAAACACGCGUCAAUUAUCCUCCUCCUCCGCCACGCCAGUCAUCUUCGUCACCUGCUGUGAACAUACAUAUACACAAUUCAAUAUAUACCAAUGGUGCGCCGUCAUCUACUCGAAUUCAAUCUCCAAAUAGCGUUAAUCUUCAAAGUACUACCCCUUCCUCAUUUCGAUACCAAUCGUUGAAUAAUGUGAAUGCGCACAGGAGUACUCCUCAAGACCCAUCACGUACAGGGGCGUGUGGCUUUCGAUAUUCGUCCCAUCAUAGUGUCAAUUCAUCAUCUGGAGGGGCACGUGAACCACAAUUGUAUGGUAACAGUGGGUCAAGUACCCCAAGCAACCACAACAGAAACACCAGACUACCGAGAAGAGACUACAAGAGCGGGUUUCGCUCAAGCCCCAGUACGGCAAACCACUCUUCGCCACGAGUACCAGAGAUUCCGAAUUCAACACCCAUACACAGCAGGCCCAUACAGUUUAAUCAGACGAAUCAACUUCCUAGUAGUCCUUAUCCUUCUGAUGGUAGCGGGGUCGGAUCAAAUCACAUGGUUAGUAACUCGUCCACACCAACUGCGACUCCAAAACCUCUGAAAGAGAAGUUUAAAAUGUCAAUGGCGGAUGUCGAACGUAUCAUAGGAAAUUACAGUGGGAGGGCGAAACCGGGGAUACGAGGAGCCAUUUUAAAUACUGAGUCGAAGCCAAUGAUGGAUGAGAAGCAGCAGCAGUUGAUUGAAAUACACCUUGACACGCAUGAAACAAAGGCAAAAACGGACAGAGGGGCUAAUGGUAGAACCGAUGAUACAAAACUUGAAACGAUUAGUGGGACCCGGAAACCAAUUGGUUCAUCCAUUACUGCUGAUAAUGAUCGAAAGGUGUACGAUGCCUCCGCUGUGAAGGAGUACAAUCCCUCUUCAUUGACUACAGGGGGUCACAGAAAAUAUGAUCCCUCAGCUAUCGCCACAACUGACCACAAAUCGUAUACUCCUUCCGCAAUCGCUACUACAACUGACCAGAAAACGUUUGACCUAUCUACAUUAAACCCAAUAUCAGCUACAAACAACAAACCAGUAAUUAUUGAGCUAUCAGAUGAUGAGUCCGAACCUGAAACUAAACCCCCACUUGCGGCAAUGCACGAAAGUUCAAUUAUCGUUAUCGACAGCGAUGAUGACGAAUAUGAACACAAACCUGUUGAGCCUGUGAAAAUGGUCAAGGAUCCUAUUGCAAUUGAUACAUCAUUGGUAUCUUCGCCCAUAAUUCAGAUUAAAUCUAAACCUACUUCCGAGCAUGUUUCAGACCCAAUUGCUGAUUCCUCUUUCUCAUUUACAAAGAUUGAUCACACCAAAGUACCCCCAAUUCGGGAGUCAACUGAACCUCAAAAAGCCGAUUUUAAUGCAGCUAUAAUUGAAGAUGGAAAGAAGACACCUGAAGAUGAUCCGUUAGAAAUACCCUCCAAACCUGCUUUCAUUCGGUGGUUAAGUUCCGAUGACGAGGAUUAUGAUUUUAAUAUCCCCCUAGCUAAGACCCCGACUGCAAGCAAUGUAUCAGAAUUGAAAAAUAAGCCUGAGGUCCUAUCUGGAAUUAGAGCUUCAACAAUUAGUAAAAGUACAGAAAGGGUGGCACUUAAGACGAAUGGAUCCACAGCUGAAGCGAACACACAAACCCCCAACAAUACCAAUGUCGCCAGCAGGUCUAGAUCAGUACCAGAUACACAAUUUUCCAGACCCGCUACUGAGUCAGUUUUAGGGCCAGUCAAAAGAGCAAACACAAUACAAGAUGGAAACAGUAUCACAACAAAGAAAACAAAGCGAUCUAAAACUGAUAGCUUGCUUGAGGAGCUUCCAAAAAUUGACAAUUUUGAAUACACCUAUAAAGAGCUACAAGAUGUUAAUCGAGUGAGUAGAAAAAAGGAGGAGUUGCAUUCGGAGAUGGAAAUUCAUAUUAGUCUUGGACCUUUUGGUAUUUUGAAAGACCUCAAGGAGGAUUUCAAGCUGCGUGUUUCUACUUUCGACCUGGAGUUUCCUUUGAUAUAUUGGAAAAGAAACGCUAAGGCAGAGUACAUCAAGGAUAAGGACUACUUUAUACCCAUCAAGCCAAAGAAAGUUGUUCAAAAUACGUUUGUCAUGUACUACCUAGCUCAGGACUUUUUGGACAAGCUUCACUCAGAAGAACUUAAAGCUGAUGUAGUGAAUGCAACUGAGGAGAUGUGUGUAAUCUCGACUAACAAUUACCAUGUGAUACUCGUCGUUGAGGGAUACGAUCAGUUUAUCAACAAAAUUAAGUCUUACAAGCAAAGACAAUUUCGGUCACAAGUCUUGAAUGGUGAAGAUCAAGCAAGGAGAAAGAAGGAUGAUGAGCGAAUGUCGAAAUACCCUACACCACUAGAAAUUGCUAGAUUGUUGAACAGAGCUCAAUUGGAUUUGAAGGUGAACAUCUUUCCCGUUAGAUCGCGACAUGAGGGUGUUAUGUGGUUGAACUCAUUUACAUACACUAUUGGAUCGGCAUUGUAUGAUAAAUACGAGAGGAAUCAAAGUUUGGCAAACUUGGGAGUUGUGCGAUCAGGUAGUGAUACCAAAGCAACUUUUAUACAAUCAAUUCAACAUUUUCCACGUAUGACGCAAUCAAAAGCCCAAAUUUUACAAUCUUCACAUGGAUCAAUGUAUCUGAUCUAUUCGAAAUUCCGUACCUCUGGUACAUUGGGUAAAGAUGCUCUUGGAAGGAAUAUUGUACCACCCACUGUUGAUUCAACAAUGUUGAGCUUUUUCACGUCAGAUGAUCCCGACAAGGCAAUUACAUGA
Messenger RNA from Lodderomyces parapsilosis, 3201 nucleotides. RefSeq lists its product as uncharacterized. The record is from RefSeq and is a predicted model, not a curated record. The coding region runs from base 1 to 3201 and encodes 1066 amino acids. The transcript has a single exon. Lineage: Eukaryota; Fungi; Ascomycota; Pichiomycetes; Serinales; Debaryomycetaceae.